This is a messenger RNA of Pimephales promelas (fathead minnow), 1503 nucleotides long. Its product is annotated as inosine-uridine preferring nucleoside hydrolase. NCBI's taxonomy places the organism in Eukaryota, Metazoa, Chordata, Actinopteri, Cypriniformes, Leuciscidae. Gene Ontology annotation, molecular function: hydrolase activity, hydrolyzing N-glycosyl compounds. The record is from RefSeq and is a predicted model, not a curated record.
UGGCCUACAGAGUGACGUCGCAGAGCGGAUGACCGUUUAAGGAUGACGGCCCCACGGCUCGUCCGUGUCAGACAGUAGUAGCGGUCGAUAGGGCGUUUAUCUGAUGUCUAUGAUUCUAUCUCAUAUAUUUUACCUAGAUUCUACAUCAUAUAUAUAGGCUAUUUUUUUUCUACACUGUCGAUUGCAUAGUGCGCGUGCAAUUUAAUGUUCUCAGCCGCAUUAUUUAGAUGGACCGUUAGAGUAGUAUUUCUUAGAAGACAACGGACACUUGGAUUAAACACAACUCGACACCGAGAGCUCGCGACUGCCUCAGACUGCUUUAAAGAAACUCACACGAACGUCUGCAGCCACUUCACUACAGAAGUCAGCAUGAAGAAAUUGCUUGUGGAUGUGGACUGUGGUGUGGAUGAUGCUCAGGCUAUCAUGAUGGCUUUGGCAGAUCCGGAUGUACAGAUCCUGGGCAUCACCUGCGUUCAGGGCAACACUUCAAUAGAAAAUGUCUGCAAGAAUGUCUUGCGUGUCCUGAAAGUUUGCAAUCAUUUGAAGACUCCUGUAUUUCGUGGAGCGACUAAAGCGCUCUUGGGGCAAAACAUCAGUGCUGGAGAUUUUCAUGGCAAAGAUGGACUCGGGGACGCCCCAGACCCCCAAGCUCCUGGGCUGGAACUGGUCCAGAAAGAAGGCGCUGUGUCAGCCAUGAUCCGAAUAGUCGAUGAGAAUCCUGGAGAGGUGUCUUUAGUGGCCACGGCUCCGCUGACGAACGUGGCUUUGGCGGUGAAACUGGACCCCUCCUUUCCCAAGAAACUCAAAGGCCUUUACAUUAUGGGUGGCAAUACAGACUCUCGCGGGAACACCACUAUGUGUGCAGAGUUCAACUUUGCAGCUGAUCCUGAAGCAGCUUAUAUUGUCCUGAAUGAAUUCAUUUGCCCAAUUUACAUUGCAACCUGGGAGUUCACCUGUAACAGUAAAUUACCAUGGGAUUUCUGUGACGGUUGGCUGGCCCAGGACACGGAUAAGGCUCGCUUUAUGAAGCAGAUCUUUAAGCACAGCAUGGAGUCCAGCCACAGCGAGAGGAUUGAGAAGGAGCUGGUGGCGGGGCAGGGAUUCAUCUCCUGUGAUUCUUAUGCUAUGGCAGCAGCCAUAGACCACACAUAUAUUGUUGAAACCGACACCAAAGCGGUCACUGUGGAGCUGGCGGGGAACUACUGCCGGGGGAUGAUGAUUGUAGAUCACCUCGACCUUCUGAAGACGACUCACAAAGUCGAGAUCUUGAAGAAGGUGGAUUUGGAGAAGUUUAAAGUGCUCAUGAUGAAUGCUUUGAAAUGAAUGUUCGUUAACAGCCAUGAUGUUAUUACGGUACUAGAUUAUACUUUAUUAACAUUUGUUGUCAAUUUUUACCCUCAUCAGUGUCACUACACUACAUUUAAUUAAAUCCUUUUUCUUUUGUCAAUCGGUUUGAAUGACAUACAAACGUUUAAUAAAAUAUACAUUUUGAUAAGUACUCUA